CCCAAAAAGAAGUUGGCAAACUGUCUGAAGCACCUCCUCCUCCAAUUAUUCAUCAGAGAACAAAGACAAAGAAUAAAAGUAAAGAUUCCAAGUGAUCUUUUGUGAGCAUUACAAGAUGCUUCAUUCCAUGACUAUUAAUAAUAGAUUUCUGUUCUAUUAGGGUUGAUCAGAAAAGCUUCUUGAAAGAAGAGCAGCAGUUUUUGCUUGUGGUUCCAAUGUCAGGGCCUGAUUUUGAAGCCAAAUGUAUCAACAGCAGUGAUAUUAUAACAAUCUUAGCAGCAGAAGGGGUUCAGUUCCUUUUAUCUGGUGAGGGAAAGGUACCUUUAUCAGCUUGUGAUGGGAAGACAACUUGCCUGUUUUUCUCAGCAAACUGGUGCAGAGCCUGCAGAAACUCUAUCCCCAAACUGGUGGAACUUUAUGAAACGCUGAGAAGAAGAAGUGAAAAGAUAGAGAUUCUGUUGAUUUCCUUUGAUCACAACGAAAAUGAAUUCAGGGAACACUUCAAACACAUGCCAUGGCUUGCAGUUCCAUUUGAUGUGAAUUUGAAUAGAAGACUUAGCAAUAGGUACCAUGUGAAGCAUAUGCCAUCACUGAUUCCUUUGACUUCAGAUGAUCAAAUAUCAAUAGAAGAGGACUUGAUUAGGUUGAUUGAGGACUAUGGCCCUGAAGCAUUUCCUUUCACUAAGAGCAGAAGAGAGGAGUUGAAGGCUUCUGAUGCAGGGAUGCUUGAAGGAGGAAAAUUACAAGAUCUUUUGGCACACAAUGGACGAGAUUAUGUCAUCUCUAAGGAUGGUACAAAGGUGUUGGUAUCAGAACUUGUUGGAAAGACCAUAGGCCUUUACUUCGGAGCACAUUGGUGCCCACCUUGCCAUACCUUCGCUGCACAGCUUUUAGAAGCAUACAAUGAUCAUCAUCAAAUUGCUUCCAAAGAGCAAGACUUCGAAAUCAUCUUCAUCUCAACAGAUCGAGACCUCAAAGAAUUCAAUCUGAGCCUGGAAAGCAUGCCGUGGCUGGCCAUACCAUAUUCAGACAAAACAAGAAACGACCUUUGCAGGAUCUUCAAUAUCAAAGGGAUUCCAUCUUUGGUCCUCAUUGGGGCAGAUGGGAAAAUGGUUGGCACAAAUGGGAGGGCCAUCAUCUGCUCGUAUGGGGCCAAGGCUUUCCCCUUUACAAAGUCGAAGGUGGGAGAGCUGGAAGCAGCAUUGAGAAAGGAAGGAGAUGCAUUGCCAAGGCAAGUGAAGGAUAUAAAGCAUGAACACUUGCUGAAGCUAGACAUGGCCAAAGCAUACCAAUGUGACUCUUGCAAAGUAAGAGGCAGAUUUUGGGCCUUCUCUUGUGAUGUAUGUGACUAUGACCUCCAUCCAGCAUGUAUAGAAGAAGCAUCAUAAACAUUUGUGAGAGGUGUGACCAUUAAUGGAGUCAUAUAUAUAUAUAUAUAGAUUGGCUGCUGCUCAUACAAUUAUGCGGCUUCACUCUUGUAGCUCAUUAUAUAUUAAUUUGGGGAAAAUGUACUUAUACUUUAAUCCUUUGAACUAUCACUCAAUUUGUAAUUAUGUCUCCACACUUUAAAAAGUAAU
Molecule: messenger RNA, 1577 nt
Organism: Corylus avellana
Lineage: Eukaryota; Viridiplantae; Streptophyta; Magnoliopsida; Fagales; Betulaceae
Product: protein kinase C-like zinc finger protein
Molecular function (GO): thioredoxin-disulfide reductase (NADPH) activity
Source: RefSeq, a predicted model, not a curated record